Capra hircus (goat) is the source of this 1013-nucleotide messenger RNA. RefSeq names its product Fas activated serine/threonine kinase (gene FASTK). Gene Ontology annotation, molecular function: RNA binding. Gene Ontology annotation, biological process: regulation of mitochondrial mRNA stability; mitochondrial RNA processing. Gene Ontology annotation, cellular component: mitochondrial matrix; ribonucleoprotein granule. NCBI's taxonomy places the organism in Eukaryota, Metazoa, Chordata, Mammalia, Artiodactyla, Bovidae. The record is from RefSeq and is a predicted model, not a curated record.
GGGGCGCGCGGCGCCCUGGCGCGCGGGGCCUGCCGGGAGCCACGUCUUUGCUGGCGGAGGACUUACUUGGCGCGGCGAUUGGCGUCCGGGCCGCGCGGUUCGGGGGCUGCCGGGAAGAUGGAGGACUCGGUGGCCCCCUGAUGAGGAGGCCGCGGGGGGAGCCCGGCUCCCGGGCCCCGAGACCGACCGAGGGAGCGACCUGCGCGGGGCCUGGGGAGUCAUGCUUCCCAUCAGAUGGGCCCCUGAUGUGCGCCCUGGAGCAGGAGCGAAGGGUUCGCCUCCCUCCGAAGCCACCGCCCCUCUUGCCGCCUAUCCUUCGAGGGUGGCAAAGGUUGGAAGCCGCUCUAAGCUGUCCCCGUUUCCAGCGGCGUCCUCAGCAGCACCUCAUCCGCAGCCUGGCAGGUGCCAGGCCUGAGGAACUGACUCCAGUGAUGGUGCUCCUAGCGCAGCACUUGGCCCGCCACCGGUUGAGGGAGCCCCAGCUUCUGGAAGCCAUUGCCCACUUCCUGGUUGUUCAGGAAGCCAGCUCAAUAGCAAGGUGGUACAGAAGUUGGUCCUGCCCUUUUGGGCGGCUGAACUACGUGCCUCUGGAGCAGCAGUUUAUGCCCUGCCUUGAGAGGAUCCUGGCUCGGGAAGCAGGGGUGGCCCCCCUGGCAACUGUCAACAUUUUGAUGUCACUGUGUCAGCUGCGGUGCCUGCCCUGAGCCCUGCACUUUGUCUUUUCCCCUGGUUUCAUCAACCAUGUCAGUGUGCACCCUCAUGCCCUGAUCGUGCGGCGCUACCUCUCCCUGCUAGACACGGCGGUGGAGCUGGAGCUCCAGAUAUCGGGGUGCCGCCUUCCCCGAAGGCAGCAAGUGCCCAUCUUCCCCAGCCCAUCAUCACUGACCGCCGCCCGCUGCAAGUACAGGUCACAAGACAUAGUAGCAGAGGGGCGGCGGCCCAGCCGGCUGCUGGGGGAGGAAGAUUUUACCGCGCAGGAACCUGACAUUAGGGAAGGAUUUGGUGAAGCCUGA